AUCUGCUCGCUCCUAUGGCAGUUACUAUUAACUUUUCAGGCGAACGCUUUCCCCACAAACAAUGUCUGCCGCGGUUUGAUGGUGGUUUGAUGGAGUGAGAUGACGCUGUUUUGGAAAUGUGAAAGUUUAAAUAACUUUUUCCUUCAAUGGGUUGAAGUAUGUGGAGUCGCUUUGGGAGGGAAAUAACGGUGCACGUCGUUAGCUGACUGUUAGCUUCUCAGCAACAGGUUUACCGGUUGACCAGCUAGUUAAUGGGCUCGGUCAUGGAGCGCGCUUCUUUCUCUGAAUAUUCCUGGAUCGACUUCAUCUUCUCUGUGAUCGGAGUCUGUACCUUCCUCGUAGACUGGGGCUCGGACAUUUGGGUGGCCACCGAGUUUUACAGCCGCGGGGACUUCUUCUGGUUCGGGGUGCUGGUUGGCCUCAUGGUCCUGUCCUCGGUCGUGGUCCAGAUGUUCAGCUGGUUCUGGUUCAAGUACGACCGAGAGCUGCCGGGCUUCAGAGCUCAGACCGGAUCAGGGACCGUGCUGUUCGGGGACCAAAUGAAGCUCUCCUGCCUGUUACAUGUGCUGCAGCUGGGCUUCCUCUGCAGGCACAUCUCUGCCAUUCGUCAAGGCUUCAGGGUGUGGUGGCGUAAAGAGAAAGGCUCUGAGUACGCCGUGUACUUGACACAUGACCUGAGCAUGCUCAGACUCAUCGAGACGUUCUGCGAGAGCGCCCCUCAGCUCACUCUCAUGAUCUAUGUCAUGCUGCGCACCAACAAGGCCCAGACUGUUCAGUUUGUGAGCGUCGUUGCGUCGACCACCUCCAUCGCCUGGAUGGUGGUGGACUACCACCGCUCCCUGCGCUCCUUCCUCCCGGACAAAGCCAAGCAGGGCUGGUGUUCCUCUCUGAUCUACUUCCUGUGGAACCUGCUGCUAAUCUCUCCACGUGUGGCGGCCGUCGCCCUGUUCGCCUCUGUCCUGCGCGGGUACGUCGCCGCCCACUUCCUGCUGCUGUGGUUUGUCUUUGUGUUAUGGGCGUGGCGACAGAGGACUUGCUUCAUGGACAGCAUGGGGGGGGAGUGGCUCUACCGGGCCACGGUGGGGCUCAUCUGGUACUUCAGCUGGUUUAAUGUGGCGGAGGGUCGGACCAGGGGGAGGAGCCUGAUCUACCAUUCCUUCAUCGCCACUGAUGGACUGAUCCUGCUGGUGACCUGGUGGUUCUACAGAGACCCGGUCCAGACUGAGUCCUACGCCAUCGCUCUCAUCAUCACUCUACCUCUCUCCUACCUCGUGGGCCUGCUUUUCAAAGCCCUCUACUACUGCUGCUUUCACCCCAAACUGUGGAGGCCCCUGGCGAGGGACCCAGGACUGCCCGACGAUCUGCCCGACGCAGAAGUGUCCAUCAGAGACCUUUCCCUUCCAGAGCGCGCCCUGUCCUCCCAGCUCCUCAACAAACGCAUGGCCCGCCACGCUACUCACUUUUACUCAGAGCAGAGCGUCAUCACACAGACUGACAACACUAGACUGUGACGUCUGUGUCACACAGCCAGCUGUGUUCUGCUGAUACAUGUUAGUGUGUGGUGGUGAUGGAGUUCUGUCCGUCUCCAUCAGUCCAACUCUAUAGCCUGUUCUACGGUGGCCCAAGAGGUCAAACGCGCCGCAGCGGCCUGAAACACGAGCUGCAAAUUCAGAAAUGCUGCAGAUUCAAAAACACAUGAAACUCAAGAACAGAAACAAGCUACAGGAAGUUAAAACAAAACAAAACAAACACGCUGCAAAAACAGAAACCAUGCAGCAACAAGAAAACAUGAACCUCCAAAACUAAUGCAACAGAAAAGACGCUGAAUAUCCAGACAACACUACGUCAGACCUCCAGGCCUCCAGAGGGAGCUCUCAGUGAAACACACAUAGGCUGGAUGUAAGCUAAUGCUAACGCUAACACUUGCUACGUUUUCUGUUGCUCUUCUAUGAUAUAAAAAAGAACACAAACCUUUUUAUGUCGCCUCUUCUUUUCUCCCAUCAUCCUCUCUUGUUUGGUCUAAGGUCAAAG
Messenger RNA from Seriola dumerili (greater amberjack), 2031 nucleotides. Its product is annotated as XK-related protein 8-like. The transcript is spliced from 3 exons. Bases 252 to 1511 code for a protein of 419 amino acids. Gene Ontology annotation, cellular component: plasma membrane. The record is from RefSeq and is a predicted model, not a curated record. Lineage: Eukaryota; Metazoa; Chordata; Actinopteri; Carangiformes; Carangidae. Gene Ontology annotation, biological process: engulfment of apoptotic cell; apoptotic process involved in development; phosphatidylserine exposure on apoptotic cell surface.